CCGGCCGCGGCGGCCUCAGCGCCGGCCCGACGGGACCCGAGCGCCCGGUCUCCCGAGCGGCAUGCGGCGCUGAGGAGCGCGGACACCGCGGCGGCGUCAUGAACCUCCUCCCGUGUAACCCCCACGGCAACGGGCUGCUGUACGCCGGCUUCAACCAGGACCACGGAUGCUUUGCCUGUGGGAUGGAAAAUGGAUUCCGAGUCUACAACACGGAUCCUUUAAAGGAAAAAGAGAAACAAGAGCUGCGGAGAACGCCGGUGAUCCAUCCAGUCACAGCAGAAUUCCUAGAAGGAGGAGUUGGCCACGUUGAAAUGUUAUUUCGCUGCAACUAUUUAGCUUUAGUUGGUGGUGGAAAAAAGCCAAAAUACCCUCCCAACAAAGUGAUGAUCUGGGACGACCUGAAAAAGAAGACUGUUAUUGAAAUAGAAUUUUCUACAGAAGUCAAGGCAGUCAAAUUGCGGCGAGAUAGAAUUGUGGUUGUCCUGGACUCCAUGAUUAAGGUGUUUACAUUCACACACAAUCCCCACCAGCUGCACGUCUUUGAAACCUGUUAUAACCCUAAAGGCCUCUGUGUCCUGUGUCCCAAUAGCAACAACUCCCUGCUGGCCUUCCCUGGCACACACACCGGCCACGUGCAGCUCGUGGACCUGGCCUGCACCGAGAAGCCGCCGACAGACAUUCCUGCGCACGAGGGCGUCCUCAGCUGCAUCGCGCUCAACCUGCAGGGAACAAGAAUCGCAACCGCGUCUGAGAAAGGGACCCUUAUACGAAUAUUUGAUACUUCAUCAGGGCAUUUAAUCCAGGAGCUACGGAGAGGAUCUCAAGCAGCUAAUAUUUACUGCAUCAACUUCAACCAGGACGCCUCCCUCAUCUGCGUGUCCAGCGAUCACGGCACGGUGCACAUCUUUGCAGCUGAAGAUCCAAAAAGGAAUAAGCAGUCUAGCUUGGCGUCAGCCAGUUUCCUUCCAAAAUACUUCAGUUCCAAAUGGAGUUUCUCCAAGUUCCAGGUUCCCUCAGGCUCCCCGUGCAUUUGUGCCUUUGGAACAGAGCCCAAUGCCGUCAUUGCGAUCUGUGCAGACGGCAGCUACUACAAAUUCCUCUUCAACCCCAAGGGCGAGUGCGUCCGGGACGUCUACGCUCAGUUCCUGGAAAUGACCGACGACAAACUGUGACUCCACCAGCGAGCACGACGACACCGCUGGCCUGCGCCCCGUGGGCCCCGGGCUGGAGGGAGUCUCGGGGCCCUUGGUCUCGAAGCCAUACCUGGUUGUCUGCUUUGCUCGGAAAGACUUCCCCUUGCCAGUAUUACACAGUCGUCACUGAGACUCCGUAGAUGCUCCGCACUCGCGCUGGCUGCCGCUGUCACUCGGCUGCUCGCCCUCGCCCUCGCGGGGGCUGCGUUGACACGAGGGACUCAGUGAGGUUUGUUUUUGCAACAGAUUCUGUCAUUUUUACCGCGUCUGCAGUGGGGAAAUGAACGGGUGUGUGAACGCAGUUCUUGCAUUAUCAGCAGAUUUAGGUGGGACACCAGCAGCUCGCCGGAGAACGGAUUCCUUCUCCCCACCGGACGCGGGAAAGGCGACGCGGCCCUGUCAGGGAACACACUGUGGCUGUUUGCUUAGCCCCGUCCCGCGCUCCUUGCUGCCCGUGACGUGGUCCCCGUGCCCACGCGUGGGCUCCCACUCUGUCAGAGCAAGUCCUCGGGUUUGCGGAGUCGGGGGGUGGCUGGGUCUCCUGGUUAAAUUCUGGGUCAAAACUGAGUUUCCCUGUCACGUGUAGGGAACAGAGUAAUGUGUAGACUUUAAAACUUUGUCACAGGAGAAAGUACCACUUACUUGAGUGGGACGUUUCCACAAAGCAGUACCCAGGGGUGUCCUCGGGCACUUCCUGUCAGUGUGGUGGGAAUUGCCUUGGUCAGCCUGUCGUCGUCACGUCUGUCCCCAACACGUGAGAACAGCUGUACACUAACGUUCUGGGAAGGAAAGGCACAGAACUUUUUUUUUUUUUUUUUUUUUAACAUUUGGU
This is a messenger RNA of Lemur catta (Ring-tailed lemur), 2025 nucleotides long. It is a transcript of the gene WDR45B, whose product is annotated as WD repeat domain 45B. NCBI's taxonomy places the organism in Eukaryota, Metazoa, Chordata, Mammalia, Primates, Lemuridae. Gene Ontology annotation, cellular component: cytosol; extrinsic component of membrane; phagophore assembly site membrane. The transcript has 11 exons. The record is from RefSeq and is a predicted model, not a curated record. The coding region runs from base 99 to 1172 and encodes 357 amino acids. Gene Ontology annotation, molecular function: phosphatidylinositol-3-phosphate binding; protein binding; phosphatidylinositol-3,5-bisphosphate binding. Gene Ontology annotation, biological process: autophagy of mitochondrion; protein localization to phagophore assembly site; protein lipidation.